Molecule: messenger RNA, 4687 nt
Organism: Alosa sapidissima (American shad)
Lineage: Eukaryota; Metazoa; Chordata; Actinopteri; Clupeiformes; Clupeidae
Gene: colq
Product: collagen-like tail subunit (single strand of homotrimer) of asymmetric acetylcholinesterase
Exons: 17
Coding region: 50-1399 (449 amino acids)
Molecular function (GO): heparin binding
Source: RefSeq, a predicted model, not a curated record
GAAGCGUGUGAGUCUCAGUAGAGAGUGGAGAGCUGGUUGGCGUGGUAGCAUGUCCCUCUCGUUGCUUGCGCUGUUCCUCUCCGUACUGCUGAGCCAUGCGCUUGCUCAGUCCUAUCUCAAUGUCUACCCCUUCCCUCCAGUUCCUCAGGCCCUGGAUGCCAAACAGCCGUUUGUCCCGUGUUGUCUGCUGAGUCCGCCGCCCCCCCCUCUCUUCCCCCCACCGCCACACCUCUGGAAGCGCUACCCCCGACAGGAUACAGAUGAUGUCAUCAGUGAGCCGUCGGCUCCGUGCCCCCCCAUUAACCCAGCGGGCCCCCCAGGACCACCCGGCCCUGACGGACCUCAGGGUCCGCCUGGACUGCCCGGCCUCAGGGGACCAAAGGGAGAAAAGGGAGAAAUCGGACGUCCAGGACAGAAGGGUCGGACUGGGCCGCCGGGUCUUCCUGGUAGACAAGGGCCACCGGGCUGGCAGGGACCAUUAGGGCCCAAAGGGGAAAAGGGAGACCCUGGUCUCAUGGGGAUGCCUGGAGCAAGAGGACCUCUGGGAUCUAAGGGCUUACCUGGAUAUAAAGGAGAGAAGGGGUCUCGAGGGGAACAUGGUGAUUUAGGCCCGAAAGGAGAAAAGGGUUCCAUGGGCCUCACCGGGAUGCUCGGGCAAAAGGGGGAGAUGGGUCCAAAAGGAGAACCCGGCCUAUCAGGGAACAGAGGUCCAACGGGUCGGCCCGGCAAGAGAGGCAAGCAGGGAUCCAAAGGAGAUUACGGACUGAUUGGCCCAAUUGGACCCAGCGGGCCGCAGGGACCCCCUGGUCUGCCUGGUCCCCCAGGUUUACCUGCCUCAGGGCUCUACAUGGUUGGACCCAAGGGGCAGAAGGGGCAGCCUGGCAACCCUGGCCAGUGCAACUGUGCCACCCCCCUCAACCUGCACGGCUCUCCAUACGACCAGCAGCCCUUCAGGGGUGGCUAUCCAAAAGUACCCGCGAUCUUUGUGGUGGACAACGGUGAGGAGUUGGACCGUCUUCAGUAUGACAACGCUCUGGCCUUCCGCAAGGACCAGCGGUCGCUCUACUUUAAGGACAACGAUGGAUGGCUGCCCAUUCAGCUGACACCAUUCCAGUCUAUGGAGAACGCACCGGAUCCGGAAGGGUUCUGUGGGGACGGAAUCGUCCAGCACCAGAACGGAGAGGAGUGUGAUGAUGGAAAUAAGGUGGUGACAGACAGCUGCAUCAGAUGUAAACGUGCACACUGCGGAGACGGCUACCGUCACGAGGGACAUGAGGAAUGUGAUGGCAAAGACUUUGGCUUUCAGACGUGCAAGUCCUACUUACCUGGGUCAUAUGGUCACCUGAGAUGCACGUCCCAGUGUUUCAUCGACUCCACAAACUGCAAGUACUUCACCUGAGCCGGCGAGUCGAACAGCGCUGCUCCUGUCCCGACGGGGUCACCCAGUGGGCCGCUGCUGACCAGAAGACCUGAGAGACUCUAACCGAAGACGACAAUGACAGACAGAGGAGAAGUGAAAACCGAAUCCAAACCCAACUCCGAACUUUGCUGUUCCUCCCUGAAGCCCAGACUCCACGCACAGCAGCUCCACGCUGAGUUGGGACCUCUUCCACUCGGUCACCACGACAACGCAGGACGCUCGCUCUCAGUCUUAAAUCCGCUCUGGACCUCCUGUAGUUCCCCGCCUGGGUCGGCCCAAUUCAGCCCAGCUUGGCCAAGCGAACGUGGUGGCCCCCGGAACUCUCUUCCUGACCUUUCACCCCUGAGAAGCCUGUUGCCAAGCCACACAUCCUCUUACCUUGACUACGCACCCCGCCCUCCCCCACCUUUCUGCUCCCCAAGGUGCUACUCUGCGAUGUGAAUACGUCAAUAUGGCUUUUGCAUGACGACUGUAACCACAGUAACAACAGUCGUUCCUGUGCUGUUCCUUCCUCCGGCAUGCUCUCCUUCACUCCAGACCACUUACCGCUCAACAAAGCCACUGUGUGUACAUACGUAGAUCUAGAGGACUAGAUUCCCACAGACGACAUACUCCAGUUACAGACAUGAAGUUUUGGGCCUGUUGAAAGAAGCAGGCAGUGUUUCCACCGCCCAAGACCACCACCUGUGCUCCUUCAAAGGGUGAAAGGUCACAGCUGAUAUGUGGUUGAAUGCUUCCUGUGGUGGCUCAUGGGAAAACAUAUUUCUCUUUCAUCAAGCGUCCACAGAUGGGCUGUCAUGGCUAACCCACUCGUUAGGGUGUCAGACUCGUUAGGGUGCCUAUUUUGUAAGUGUGUCUGACUAGUUAUUGCACCAGACUCGUCAUCGUGUCUGGCUUGUUAACAUGACAGAGUUGUUAGUGUAUCUGACAAAACUAGUGUUUGGCUCAUUGGUGCAGUCAACUCCUCCUCGUGAUUAACUGGUUAGUGCUACUGACUCAUUGGUGCAAUUAAGAGUCAUUAGUGUGACUGACUCCCAAGCAUGUCUGAGUUGUUGGUGAGACUGACUCGUUAGUGCUGCUGACUCGUUAGUGCUGCUGACUCAUUAGCAUGACUGACUCGUUAGUGCUGCUGACUCGAUAGUGCUGCUGACUCGUUGGCAUGACUGACUCGUUAGUGCUGCUGACUCAUUAGCAUGACUGACUCGUUAGUGCUGCUGACUCGAUAGUGCUGCUGACUCGUUGGCAUGACUGACUCGUUAGUGCUGCUGACUCGUUAGCAUGACUGACUCGUUAGUGCUGCUGACUCGUUUGUGCUGCUGACUCAUUAGUAUGACUGACUCGUUAGUGCUGCUGACUCGUUAGCAUGACUGACUUGUUAGUGCUGCUGACUCAUUAGUAUGACUGACUCAUUAGUUCUGCUGACUCGUUAGUGCUGCUGACUCGUUAGUGCUGCUGACUAAUUAGCAUGACUGACUCGUUAGUGCUGCUGACUCAUUAGCAUGACUGACUCAUUAGUGCUGCUGACUCAUUAGCAUGACUCAUUAGCAAAUAGCAUGUUUUUUGCAACUGAUGGAUAACAUCUGGAUCUCUCCGAGUCACCACCAUGUGAAGACUGUCAAACUGUUGGAACUGUUUUAUACUCGUGCUUAUUAUCUUAUUUAAUAAAUGUAUAUAAAUAUUUAAAGGGAUUUAAGCCCAAAUAGGUGCAAUCACUGGCGCAGUUCUGGCCCAAGUGAGGCCCAGUUCCGGGUCCAGACUGGGUCAAUCUGGGGUGAGCUGCACUGCCAGGAGGGCUUUUGCUGCUGUUUUGGCUCAGUACUGUUCCAUUUGGUCGGGUUGGGUCAGGGGUCGGGGGUCAUGGUUGGGCUCAACCAAAGGGCAUGUUGGGUCAGGACCCCUCGACCAACCGACUGACCACACCUCCACUUCUCUCCGGAACACACACUGCAAACAUACCUCAACACGCCGGCUAACUUACUGCUAGCUUUGGUCUUAGACACGGACGUCCACUGGCUGGCUGUCUGUCUGUUCAUACACAAACACAAAACAGUCCAAAUCCUCACAUAGUAUACGAGCACUUACAUACACAAACACAUACAUACGUGUGUAGUCCAAGUCUAAGUCAUUAUCCUUGUGUAAUGUAUGUGCACUUACAUACACAAACACAUACAUACGUGUGUAGUCCAAAUCCAAGUCAUCAUCUUCGUGUAAUGUAUGUGCAAUUACAUACACAAACACAUCCAUUUACUGUGUGUAGUCCAAGUCCAAGUCAUCAUCCUCGUGUAAUGUAUGUGGACUUACAUACACAAACACAUCCAUAUACUGUGUGUAGUCCAAGUCCAAGUCAUUAUCCCUGUGUAAUGUAUGUGCACUUACAUACACAAACACAUCCAUAUACUGUGUGUGGUCCAAGUCCUCACAGAGCGUACAAGCCCGUGUUUGUCCCAAAGCUGUUUCCCUGAGCUUAUGUCAGGCUUUGUGUGUGUGUGAGUUGCGUGCCACAAAUCAGUGUGAUGUGAAGUGAUGUGUGUACAUACACACACACUCACACACACACACACACACACCAGAGGGGUCUCUUUGCUAUGGCAAAACUGUUAACUUACUGUUCUCAAAGACACACAUACACACACACAUGGCAGAGGGGUCUAUUUGCUAUGAUGAAACUGUUAACUUACUGUUCUCAAAGACGUACACACACACACACAAACACACACACACACACACACACACACACACACACACACACACACAAAAGAGGGAUCUCUUUGUUAUGACAAAACUGUUAACUGACUGUUCUCCAAGAUGGCAAGUCUGACUUGCAUUUGACUGUUCCUCAUCUUAUUUCUACUCCAGGUGUUAUAAGCUAAGUGUAUGUGUUUGUUUUGACCUACCCAGAAUAUGCUGAUUUUCCUCCAGUCUCUGACUAGUGUGCUAGCCCUGCAGUGCGCACAGGCUGAGGGGCUUUUAAAGUGUAUUAUAUUAAUAAUAACAAUGAUAAUGAUAAUAAUAUUAAAGGGUACAGUGCAUAUCAUAUACUGGUGCAGUUUUAACGUGUAUUAUAUUAAUAAUAAAAAUGAUAAUGAUAAUAAGAAUAAUAUUAAAGGGUACAGUGCAUAUCAUAUACUGGUGCAGAUGCAUGUUUAAACAUUAGCCAGAGCUUGGUACUGAAUGUCGCCAUGUUGUCAUGUGAACGUUGAAAUAAUAUUAUCAAAACAAAGAAAUAUGUUUGAUACGGUCUUGUAUUGUGUCCAAAUAAAGUGAGAA